Diatraea saccharalis (sugarcane borer) is the source of this 1223-nucleotide messenger RNA. The record is from the annotation of a GenBank genome assembly. NCBI's taxonomy places the organism in Eukaryota, Metazoa, Arthropoda, Insecta, Lepidoptera, Crambidae.
GUUUCGUCUGGCAUUUUGUAAGGUUGCUUAUCUGAGGUCAAUAAUUAUCGUGCGUACCUAAUAAUAAUGAUAUUAUUUGGUAUUUGUUUUUUUGUGAUACUUGCAAUAUCAGGCACGAGCCACUGCAAUAUAUUAACGGUACCCAAAUUGAAACUUAACGAUGGCAAAGAAAUUCCAUGUUUGGCGCUCGGCACAUGGCUUGGGAACAGUACUCAGACCAACCACGCCCCUAGAGGCUGGCCCUAAAGGUUACCAAUUCCAGAAACUAGCUGUGGCACUAGCACAGGGUCGAGUCGUACCCAAGGGUGACGAGGUGGAAAAAGCUGUGGAACUGGCUAUAGAUCUCGGCUACCGACAUAUAGAUACAGCUUAUAUAUACAAAGUGGAAGAUCAGGUUGGGAGAGCUCUCACCCAGAAAAUGGCCAUGGGAAUAAAAAGGGAAGAACUAUUCAUCACCACUAAGCUUUGGAAUGAUCGACAUGCCAGAGAGGCAGUGGUACCUGCUUUAAGAGAGUCCCUGCAAGCUCUGAACUUAAGUUACGUGGAUCUAUACUUAAUACAUUGGCCUGUGGGACAAUUCGCGAACCUUACUUUUGAUUAUACAGACUAUUUGGAGACCUGGCGAGGUAUGAUGGACGCAAAACAACUCGGCCUUACCAAAUCCAUUGGUUUGUCCAAUUUCAAUCAGCACCAGAUCGACAGAAUCCUGGACAAUGGUCUAGAUGUCCCUGCAGUACUUCAGGUGGAGAUAAACCUGAACUUGCAACAGCCUGACUUACUUUCUUACUGUAAGACUAAAAGCAUAGUAGUGAUGGGAUACACCCCGUUCGGAUCCCUGUUCUACAGCAAAGCGCGAGCAGACGCCCCACCGCCGAGGAUAGACGACCCGCAGCUAACAGCUAUCGGCAAUAAUCACAAUAAAACAGUGACGCAAAUCACACUUCGGUAUAUGUUGGACCUUGGCGUGAUCCCGAUACCAAAAGCGUUGUCUUAUGACCACUUGGCAUCCAAUAUCGACGUAUUUGACUUCAACCUAACAGAAAGCGAACAAGCUAUCCUCAAAAGAUACGACAGGGGAUAUAGGACUAUCCCGCAACUAAAGUGGAUCAGGCAUCCAUACUAUCCUUUUGAAAUAGAAAAGAAUAAUAAUUAAUUCAUAUCAUUUACAAAGUAAAUGAAACACGUGACUUUCAACAAGCACAGACAUAUUCGUGCAGCUAUAU